CAACGGGGGGCAACCAGUUUUGUCGGCCGGCGGCCGUUGUGCAGUUCAGUCUUGUGCCGUUCGCAGAAACGGCCGGAGCCCAGCCACCGGUGGCGAGCUAGAAAACGCGGAAAACAUUCGGAACUCUCCUUCCUUCCAGGAGAUUAGUGCAACUUCCGCUAACAAGGCGCAACCGACGGGUACACCCAGAUCCGUCCGCGCAAUGGCGACCGUGAAGGAUAGUGCGGUGAUCGUGCGCCGGACGCAACGGGACGAUCUGCCGGAAGUGAUCGCUAUGAUACAGGAGCUGGCUGACUUUGAGAAGAUGCCGGACGGACCGCAGCUUACCGUGGACGAUCUGAUACGGGACGGUGGAUUCGACGGGCGGCAAUCAGUCGAUGGUGAUGGUGGUGCCCCAGUGUUUCAUAGUUUUGUGCUCGAAGCUACUGCUGCUGCCAAUGCAGACGACCCGGACGGCCCGGCUAAUCAGGAACAGCUACAAACGUCAAUGCCGGGCCCGGCCAGCAAGCCAGUAAGACCUCUAACCCGCAAGCUGAUCGGAUACGCCAUCUGCUACUACUCGUACUCGACCUGGCAAGGAAAGUCGCUCGCACUGGAAGACAUCUAUAUCCGGCCGGCCUACCGGGGCAACGGGUAUGGGGAGCUGUUCUUCCGUGCCCUGGCCAAGCAUGCAAAGGAAAGCCGCUGCUCCAGGGUGGAUUUCCACGUGCUCAACUGGAACCCGGCCACCAAGUUUUACCGUCGUAUGGGUGCGCUGGAUUUAACCGAAACCGAGAGUUGGCACUUUUAUCGGUUGCAAAAGGACGCCAUCGAUCGGCUGCUGGCAGAUGAUCGGCAGUAGGAAAGAAGGGAUCGGCUUUGCAUAGGAAACGAGUGUCAAGUAUUAUCGAGAAAUAGCAGGGCAGCACGGAGAUGACCCGUUUGGUGUAAUGAUGAACGCGCCGGUUUCUGAGAAAACCCCUUCCUUAGUUCGAUUCCCAUCCAGGACUUAAUAGACUUUAUAAUAAUUAAUCGAUCUUUGUAUUAUAAUUAAGAUCUAGCAGAGACCUUUUUACUGUAAAGGCGUCUGGGGUGGGGUAUGUGAUCAGAGUAUUACGGAUGUCGUUACGCUCAAAGAAGAAAAAGAAAAAAAACCGGAUAUUCUAAUUAAAGAAAACAAAGGCAAGUGUUAGGAAAGAUAUUACAAUUUGUUGUCACAUUCGAUGGAUUGGAAAGAGAUUCCGGAAAUGUUGUGCAAUAAGGGGAUUUAAGUCACUGUUAAUUCAUUAUAUUGAUUGUUAUGCUGUGAUAAGGCAGAGGAAGAAGAGAUGAAUUAGUAAAGUUUAGCAUCAGAUCCGGAUAAUAAUGACACAUUACCGUAGCCUUUUCUAAUCGCGGAAUAAUUUAUUCUUUUUCAACAUUACAGGGUUUUCCAGGAGUUCUCAUAGGAGUGGGAUACUUUCUUGACUCUUUCUUGCAGGAAGUGAACUUCAUAUGUUGGAAAUUGGACUCUAUGGUACCCUUUUUGGACAGGCUCCUUGGAAAUUCCUAUUAGAUUUGUCCAACAAGGAUGCUAUAGAGUCAAAUUCCUAUUACAUAAAAUUAAUUUCAUGUAAGAAAGAGUCAAUGAAGUGUCCCACAGCUAUGAGAACUCCUGGAAAACCCUAUAUGUACCCCGAUCUGACCAUUUGUCACAAACAUAAAAAUUGAGACGUAACUGAAAA
This is a messenger RNA of Anopheles arabiensis, 1703 nucleotides long. Its product is annotated as thialysine N-epsilon-acetyltransferase. The record is from RefSeq and is a predicted model, not a curated record. Gene Ontology annotation, molecular function: N-acetyltransferase activity. The transcript is spliced from 3 exons. NCBI's taxonomy places the organism in Eukaryota, Metazoa, Arthropoda, Insecta, Diptera, Culicidae. The coding region runs from base 203 to 841 and encodes 212 amino acids.